AUGUUCACCGUCUUCGGCAAUCAUACCGACCUCGUGUCAUGGACUGCAGAGCCACAUCGAAGAGGAUCCUUCCAGAUCAUGUCCUCUUGUAUCAUUACCAUCUCUCUCUGCGUCUGGACAGCGCUCCACCUCAAUAUCCUUCACUAUUCUGAUGCGAACCGCCGCUGGUACACCAAAAGACUCAUGUGGCGCAAACUAGGCUGGCUUUGCUUGGGACUGUUGGCACCAGAGAUGAUCGCUUAUACAGCGUGGGAUCAGUAUCGCAGAUCAAGGAGACACGUGAACAAAAUGAGUACACAAGACGCGACGCGAGACUGGGGCAUGGUGCAAGCCUUCUACGUCGUGAUGGGAGGGUUCGUUGUAGAUCUGGACAACAAGGCUUCACUGUACCCUAAACACUCUGGACGAGAAAGGUUGACAUUGACACCUAUCGGUGUCGAUUACAUCGCAAAAUACCAUCCCCUCCUUCUUCCACAGGUCAACGAAGAAGGAAUAAGAGACAAAAGCAAGGCCAACGCUUUGGCAAAGUUCCUGGUCUGUGUCCAGGCAGGAUGGUUCAUCUUUCAGUGCAUAACACGUAUGGCAUUGUCACUUCCGAUCACACUAUUAGAGGCAAGAAGCAAGCAUUAA
Molecule: messenger RNA, 630 nt
Organism: Aureobasidium vineae
Lineage: Eukaryota; Fungi; Ascomycota; Dothideomycetes; Dothideales; Saccotheciaceae
Source: the annotation of a GenBank genome assembly